CACAGAGAUGUCCCUGAAGAUGUAUGGCCUGGGGCCCAGAAGCUACUUCCGGUCCUCAUUCAACUGCUUCGACUUUGGGGUCAUUGUGGGGAGCAUCUUUGAAGUGGUCUGGGCUGCCAUCAAGCCAGGAACCUCCUUCGGGAUCAGUGUGCUGCGGGCACUCCGGUUGCUGAGGAUCUUCAAAGUCACAAAGUACUGGAGCUCCCUGCGGAACCUGGUGGUGUCUCUGCUCAACUCCAUGAAGUCCAUCAUCAGCCUCCUCUUCCUGCUGUUCCUGUUCAUCGUGGUCUUCGCUCUGCUGGGCAUGCAGCUGUUCGGGGGACAGUUCAACUUUAAGGAUGAGACCCCGACAACGAACUUUGACACUUUCCCCGCGGCCAUUCUCACUGUCUUCCAGGGGUAGGGAGAAUGUGUGACCAAGAAGAAAACAACAUCAGGUCUGCUCAUG
Messenger RNA from Leptonychotes weddellii (Weddell seal), 448 nucleotides. The record is from RefSeq and is a predicted model, not a curated record. NCBI's taxonomy places the organism in Eukaryota, Metazoa, Chordata, Mammalia, Carnivora, Phocidae.